GUCAGUCGCAGUUUCCCUACUUUACUCGCACGGUCCAGGCGGGUAGCUAUGUGACAGAGUGGCCGCUGUUUUAUCCUGGACUCCCCGCGACUCCACCGUCCUCUCAGGAUGGACCAAAGGAGAACUGAACACGGCCGCAAGACCGGUCCGGUAUCGCUUUACGGGGAAUUCACGUUGACCGGUAACCGAAAAGUCAGGUGUGCGGUGAGCCUGACCGAGAAGGACUUCAUCGUCCAGAGACUCAGCUCGGCUCCUGUCGGGAGGAGUAAGGUGGUGCUCAGCCUGAAGGACUGCAUCGGUUGCCGGGCGUACCGGGAGGAUGACACCGCGGACCCCGCAGCGUACCUGACGGUUUACUUCUACCCGCUCAAACGGCGCUGGAUGAGUUCCGGGGUCUCGCGGCAGAGAGCGGAGCAGUGCUUUCGUCUCGCGGGGCUCCAGGACCCUCGCACUAACCUGGAGGAGGCGGAGAAGUGGGCUCGCGCUGUCCGAGAGCGUUCUACACGGCAACAGUAUCUAAGAGACGGGGUGAUGAUGAGCGCGUUGUCCCGUCCCAGCCGGAUGAUGCUGCUGGUGAACCCACAGAGCGGGAAGGGUCAGGCGCUCACGCUCUACAACAACCACAUCCAGCGCAUGCUCAACGAGGCGGGGGUCACACACACUCUGGUCAUCACCGAGCGGCAGAACCACGCCCGAGAGCUGGUGAAGGACGCCGACCUGUCGCAGUGGGACGCUGUAGUCAUCAUGUCGGGGGACGGACUUCUGUUUGAGGUGAUAAACGGUCUGCUGGAGAGACCAGACUGGGAGGAGGCCAUCAGGACGCCGCUGGGGAUCCUUCCUGGGGGGUCGGGCAACGCCUUGGCUGCAUCCAUAAAUCACUACUCUGGAGCCCCCCCGGUGUUCAGCGAGGAGCUCCUGCUCAGCUGUGGUUUCCUGCUGUGUCAGCGCCUCGUCACCCGCAUGGACCUCGUCUCCAUCCACCUCUCCUCCAGCCCCCGCCUCUUCUCCUUCCUCUCGCUGGCCUGGGGCUUCGUGGCGGACGUGGACAUCGAGAGCGAGAAGUACCGCCACGCCGGCGCCGCUCGCUUCACCGUCGGCACGCUGGUGCGUCUGGCGUCUCUACGCGUCUACAAGGGCAGGCUGGCCUACCUGCCGGCCGCCAAGGACAACAGGGAGGAGAACCCCCCCCUGCCGCACUGCAACCACCAGGCCCCCCUGUCCAGAGACCCGCCCUGCCAGAACUCCUUCCACAACUCCUGCCACUCCAACAACUCCCUGAAGGUGAGGAGGGCCGAGAGCACGCCUUCUCGCAGCGCCACCAAAGCCCCCACCGGCCCCCCUGACUCCCUGCUGCUGCCCCUGGACCAGCCGCUGCCCGGCGACUGGGUGGUGGUAAAGGAGGAAGAUUUUGUCCUGGUUCUGGCCAUGCACCAGUCCAACCUGGCCGAGGACCUCCUGGCAGCGCCGGACUCCACCCCGGACGACGGCUUCAUCCACCUUUUCUACGUAACGGGGGGGAUAUCCCGUGCCGCGCUGCUGAAGCUCUUCCUGGCUAUGGAGAAGGGGACACAUCUGGCCUCCAACUGUCAACAUAUGGUGCACGCCAAGGUGCGGGCCUUCAGGCUGGAGCCGUCUUCCCCCAAAGGGGUGAUAACGGUGGAUGGAGAGGUGGUGGAGUACGGGCCGCUGCAGGCCGAGGUGCACAGGGGGCUGGCCAGAUUAAUCACUGGAUAAAAAAACGUUUGAGCUCUUGAGCGUUUUUCAUCCAGAAAUAUCCAGGUACGGGAGCAAAGCAAUGUAGGACGCGUCCACUGUUAUCCGCAACGUUAUCUAACUCAUCGGUACAAAGAAGAGGCUUGAACUGACUCUUUAAUUCGCCUGUUUGUUAUGUUUGGUGCUGAUUUAUCCCGUUCAUGUGAAUAACUGGCUUCCUAUCACUUGACUGGCAGUAACUUGAGUUGAAGUUGGGCUACAAAGAAAGUACAUUACACUGAGGACUCAGAGAGAAAUGACCUCCUGGAGCUGAUUUGUAAUCUCCUGGGCAGGUGAUUGAUGUUAUAGUGCCUCUGUGUGCUCCUACGCUGCAUCCUCCAUCCAUAGGCUGUCCGUACGGUAGAUUUAUUCACGAGCAUCACCAAGGUGUCCUUACCAUUGUAAGUCACAUAGAGGAAACAAUGCCUGAGACUUCGGCCUACCCAGGCAGCAAAGUCAGAUUUUAAAAUGUGUUUUUAAAUGUGAUCCAAAUCUCUUCAGAGGUUUGGAUCAUUAAUUUGACAAAAAUCUGACGUGAACACAAAGAAAAUCAGUUUAAAUCAAAGUGAAAUUAACUCUGAGUGGCCUUAAACAGGGAGGGGGGAAGCUGGUGAAAACAGCAUUAUGGUGAGUGUUGCAAGAAAAUGGAGAGGGAAUAGAGGAGAGGAGAGGGGGAGAUAUCGACUUGUUAAAUGCUGCAUGAGGCAGACGAGUUGUGUUCCUGACACGGCGCCGUAAUUCUUCCUCCUCACCACAACCAAUCAUUUGGGAGCAUUAGCAAAGUGUCCUGACUCAGAGAAAGAGAGGAGCAGUGACAGGCACUGUGAAUUAGGAGGUAAGGGGAGGAGGGAUAUCAACAUAAACACCUUCUGACCACAGCUUGUUAUUUCAGUUAUACAUCAUAUGUUUUUUUUAUCCGCAUGCCACAUGUAUGUUUGACACUGUAAAGAAUUGACUCGUUAAAGACCAAAAAUGUUUUAUUUAAAAUGAUUAUUAUUUUAUAUGAUUUUGCACAACGUUACUUUGGUGCCAACACCGCUUUGAAGCCUUUAUGGGACAUGGACGUCCAUUUUGAGUUAUUCUGUCUAAAUUAUGUUUACUCGUGAAAGAAUUCAGCCGACGAGCUAGAAGCACAUGCGAUGGAAACCGUACUUGAAGACCCGCUUUCCCACUUUGCUUUUGCUGUCAUUUUAUGGGAAAAUAAGGUCUGGUUAAUGACUGUUUAAAGUGGAGUUAGUGUUGAUCCAUCACAAACUUUUAUUUACACGUGACCCCCCACAAUGAAGGAAGUGUAGGUUCAACCAAAGAGAGAAAAGAGAGGCCUUAAGAUGUAACAUUAUCCUAAAUAAAUAAUAAAUAAUCCUUAUUAAUAAGAAAUAAUUGGGUUGAACAACUUUGUGUGGGAAACAUAAUAUUUUUUCCCAUUUUGGUUGGGAUCCACAGAUGUAAUAAACAAAUAUAUGAUGUUAUUUUUAUUUUUUUACCACAGAGUGCUACUGACCCCAUACAUUUGUUAUUUUCUAUGCAAAGUGUCUUGUGAUGCAGUGUUCCUCUCAUCUGUCUGCCGUGCCUUGAUGUGCUGCCUCCUGCUGGUCUGAACUUGGUGGUGCAUCCUUUAGGAAAUCCACUCAAUUUCUAAUCAUCAUAAAAAGAAAAUCUGAUUGGAAAAGUUUCGAGUAAAACAUUUGCACACAUAUCUGUAAAAAGUGUAAUUUUGGCAAAUAUUGACUUAAAAACUGUUACUACUUUGGUGACACCUUUUCCUCACGAGGAAGAAAUUGGAGCGACAGCCUGAAUCCAGUUUCUCCCUGUAGGUCAGAACAUAUAAACGAGUUGAAUCAGACGGAUAAAGUUUCAGAUGAUGAAGGACCUGAUGUUCAGUUUGUAAAAGAGAGAAAUAUUAACUCAUUCCGUCUGACUGAUGAUUUGCUCUUAUAGUCUUUGCCUGCUGCGUAUUAACUGUUGUCUUUAGAUGUUUAUGGUGAAGGGAGGAACUCCUUUUUAUUUUUUUCUGGCACACUGAAGAUUGAAAUGAUUGAUUCUUUAUUCUUGAGAGAUCUAUUUUUCCAUUUGACAAAUGUCUGUAUUUUUUUCUAUUAUAAAAUCAAACAUUCUGCAGGAGUGUUUCUGAUUGGAAAAAUGAA
Molecule: messenger RNA, 3896 nt
Organism: Eleginops maclovinus (Patagonian blennie)
Lineage: Eukaryota; Metazoa; Chordata; Actinopteri; Perciformes; Eleginopidae
Product: sphingosine kinase 1-like
Exons: 5
Coding region: 109-1734 (541 amino acids)
Biological process (GO): phosphorylation; cellular response to growth factor stimulus; sphingosine biosynthetic process
Cellular component (GO): membrane; cytoplasm; intracellular membrane-bounded organelle
Source: RefSeq, a predicted model, not a curated record